Rhopilema esculentum is the source of this 2525-nucleotide messenger RNA. Its product is annotated as sulfotransferase 1C4-like. The record is from RefSeq and is a predicted model, not a curated record. Lineage: Eukaryota; Metazoa; Cnidaria; Scyphozoa; Rhizostomeae; Rhizostomatidae. Gene Ontology annotation, molecular function: sulfotransferase activity.
AUGAUUCCUAUCUCUAACUUUUGUCUUUGGAAAAAUAUAUGUUUAAGUGGGUCGAUGCGGUAACUCUCUUAUUGAAGAAUUAUCAGUGAAGCAGCGUAUUUAUAAUUGUCUACAACAGCAUCUUAAGAGUACCAGCAUUUUUUUACACAGCCACAGAAUACCUAACUUUUGUGCAGUUUGCAUUGUUGAGAUUAUGCUUUUUGAAUCCUAAGGAUUGAUUUGCAAUUGUUGGAGAGACGAGCAAGAGAAAGUUUUUCAAUAAGUGAGGCAGCCCUCCGUCAUGGAGUCGAAGAGCAUGCGCACGAAACGAAGUUAUUAUUACGUAUGCUCUCUGACUCUAGUACGGAGGGUUCCCUCACUUAUUUGACGAUUUUUGCUCGCUCAUCUCCCCAACAAGGAUAGUUAAUAUCUGCUUCGCUGUCAUCUGUUUUGUUGUGUUGUGUAAGACCAAUUUUAGAACCUAGUUAUUUCAGCGAGAGAAAAGUAUUAUCAAAGGUCUUUAUACUCAAGCAUCUGCUGAAAUUAUGGCAGCCAUUGGUACAGUGCCACUUUCAGAAGAGGACACCGAGAGAAUCAAGCAAGUGUAUCCCAACACUUUUAUGAACUUAGGCAGUAAAUUGAUCAAAACAAUACCAGGGAAUUACUUCCCUCCUGCAGCUUACGAAAAGGUUAAAGACAGAAUCAAAUGCUGGGAUGUACGCAAAGAUGAUAUUUAUGUUUUUGCUUUUCCAAAGAAUGGGACAACCUGGACACAGGAGCUUGUAUGGUGCGUCCAGAAUGACUGUGACAUCGGAAAGGCCAAGUCCGUCGAUUUAAUGGAGAGAGUUCCAUUUUUGGAAAAACCUGUUCUUUUCCAUUUUCUUGAUGAUGAUCAUAUCUCGGCCAUCGAAAAUAUGGCUUCGCCACGAAUCUUAAAGUCUCACCUUGCAUUCUGCCUUUUUCCUGACGAUCUGUUAGACAAGAGCAAAGUGGUUCUGUGUUUGCGAAACCCUAAAGACACUGUGGUAUCAUUUUAUCAUCAUCAAAAGUUAAUGAAGCACGUAAAUUUCGUUGGUGAGUUUAAGGCUUUCUUUAACCUGUUCAUGGAGAAUUUGAUCUACUACGGUCCAUACUUUGACUAUGUGGCUGAGGCAUGGCAAAGAAGAAACCACCCUAAUAUGUGUAUUUUGUUUUACGAAGAAAUGAAAGCUGAUUUGGCUGGCAAUGUUAGACGAGUGGCAAGAUUUCUAGAGAAAGAAAUGACAGACGGCCAAGUGCAGAUUCUAGUUGACCAUUUGAGCUUCAAAAAAAUGAAACAAAACAAAGCUGUAAACAUGGAGAGUUUACGGGGAAAAAGUUUGCUAAACACAAAAGGGAAUUUUAUUCGAAAAGGAGAAGUUGGAGACUGGAAGAAUUAUUUUGACGAUGAGAUGAACAAGCGAAUGAAUGAGGCAAUUGAGAAAUAUUUGAAGCCGAUUGGACUUGAGUUCAGAUACGAGUAAAAAGGGAUGGGGGCAGGCAAGUGGCUUGCACAUCCUCUGCUCUGGCAAACAUUUGGUAUUUGAAUUUCAACUGGUUUUCCAUGAUAACAACAUUCAAGGUCUUUGCAUGUAAAAUACAAGUGCAUAUUAACAAUAAUGUGAUUUGGAGGAUCAACAUUAUUCUCUAUUUUGUUUAUGUAACCUUUAAACUUCGAGUACGACUUGCAGGGGCGGAUUUAAGCAACAAUGAUUGGGCGGAUGUUAGGCAUUAUUUUUGGUGCCACACCCUUCAGGUCAUUGGUAAAUGAUGGAAACGCCCAUUUUUUAAAUUUGGUUUUAACUUUGGCGUAGCCAGGCUUGGAAGAUUGGUAGGCCAAAGAAUAAAUAUUUUUGCUGAUCACACCCCUAAGAAUUUGGGAAAACACCAAAUUGUGUAAGGCGAGGAAUCUCUAUGUGUAAAAAGUGAUUUUCCAAAGUUGUAAUCAAAUAUUUAAAAAAAUUAACAGUAUUCAAAAUUUUUCAACCAAGUCCGUUUUACUCGGAGCAAAUUCCACGACAAGCAUUUCAGAAUCCACUUUUUUUAAAGAUUGGACUGCUUUAGCAUCUUAGUUUCUAUUUUAUCAGGAAUUUCUCAAAAACUUGAAAGACUUUUCUAUACAAACCCCAAAAUGAGGGGAAAUUACUGACUAUCGAGGCUCUAAUUACUGAGAAUUUUUGAGACGAAGCUCUUGAGAUUAGCUUAAAAUACAUUUGAGAGUAUCCCCCCGCUACGCUAUUUAUAAGGAGAUAAGAUAAAUACUGAUAAAAAAUAAAUAAAGGAAAAUCUUGGCGCCACUUCAUUACUACUGACUAACAACAAAUGAUUUUUACCGAAUGAAACAAAAUUUACCGAAGGACACAGAACUAUUGGGGGGUGUCGCACCCCCUACACCCCCCGCUAAAUCCGUCCCUGGCUAUAUCCCCCACUUUUUGCCAAAAAUGCGAACAAAGUACCAAUGAAUCACCAGUCAAGCCUUUUUUAUUCGGUUUUAGCCCCACCCCACCCCCACUAUUUAUAGACCCCAA